Molecule: messenger RNA, 1362 nt
Organism: Xyrauchen texanus (razorback sucker)
Lineage: Eukaryota; Metazoa; Chordata; Actinopteri; Cypriniformes; Catostomidae
Product: RING finger protein 207-like
Exons: 7
Coding region: 207-1028 (273 amino acids)
Biological process (GO): regulation of cardiac muscle contraction; regulation of heart looping
Cellular component (GO): perinuclear region of cytoplasm
Molecular function (GO): Hsp70 protein binding; transmembrane transporter binding
Source: RefSeq, a predicted model, not a curated record
UCUGGGAUUCAGCUCGCUCACACAAAGGUGGUCGGCCAUAAGAACACUUUGUUCCGUGAUGUCCCGCUGAUGUCACUGCUGAUGCCAUCAAAUGUUCAUUUGGCAAAAGUUAGGGGGUUGGGGUUGUCACUUACACUACGAGAACAUACAGUGAUUGAAAGGAGCAUUGUCCAGACUCACUGAAGUGACUUGAACUGCCACAGUACAUGUGUAUUAACCAGGGAAGAGAGAUUAAAGGAGCUUUGAAACUAAGGCUGCACUCCUCACUGUCUAUGUCGUGCUCGUGCCCUUCUCUCAGUGACAUGCCUUUAGGCCGCAGGCCCACCUCUCAUCGAUACAUCUGCACCAAGGUGUUGCUAGCCCAGGGUAGAGAGUCACUCUUCACUGAGCACUGUCGAAACUUUGAGGAGAGCUACAGGGCUCUUCAGACAGAGGUCCAGAAGCUGAAGGAUCAAGUUCAGGAGAUGCACAGAGACCUUACUAAGCAUCACUCGCUCAUCAACACCAACAUCAUGGGUGAGAUCUUGGAAAGCUCUUUGCUCAUUGACGAACGCAUCGCAUCACAGUACUCCGCCACACAGACCCAAAGGGCAAUAUUCGAGGAGAUAUGGGAUGUGACCUUUCAAAGAGUAACCAACGAGCAAGAGAUCUACGAAGCACAGCUCCAUGACCUUCUUCAGCUGAAGCAAGAGAACUCCUACUUGACAACCAUUGCACGACAGAUAGGGCCCUACAUCUUGUCCAUAGCAAAAGUAAAAGAGCGCCUGGAACCCAGGUUUCAAAAGCCACAAAGGCCUGAGGAAGUUCACAUGGACGCUCAGGUGAAGGUUUGUGAGAAUGGCGCAACGACUGCAAAACAAAACGGCGAUGAGAAAUGUUGCACUUCAGUCUACGACUGGGGAUCUGGCACAGACAAAGCUCUUAUCCUGGAGCCUGAAAAGAUACAAAUGAAGAGCGAUGACUUCCGUUGGCAAGGAAAGCAGACAAAUAGUUCCGAGACCACCUGCUGUAAAGAGCUGCCAUUGUAGAUCUAUAUGUUUGGACAAUGGAGAACACUGACCGCAAACGUGGCGUGUGAUUUCAGGCACGUGUUAGAUGUCAACACAUGAACAUGUGGCUUACCGUAACUGAAAGAGAAGGACUUAAAUGGAGUAUUAAUAGCAAUUAAGUGUGCCAAUCCACCAGGACUUGAGCAAAAUAAAAGAAUACUUAUUGGAUCAAAUUAUUUAUAAAUGUUGGUAUUUGAGAAAUAUUGAUGUGAGUUUGUUUUCUGGACUGAUCAUUUGUUUCCCCCUGUAUUUUGAAAUGCAAGACAAUAUGUUCUUAAUGUAUACAUUCAAAAAUUAUAUAAUAAAAAACAAA